AGUCGUGACGGUGUUAAGUGAAACGACCGCUAAAAAAUACAACAAAAUUUUUAAACGGUUAACAUAUUCGAAGAAGAUAAAAAAGUAAACAAAAAUUAAAUCAAAGCAAAUGUCUACAAGGAAAAAAGUUUAAAUAAAACGGCUUGCAUUUAAAAACAAGAAUAAUAUAUCGAUCUAUAAAACAAAUACUCAAUGGUAUAACUUUUGACUAAAGCAAGAAAAAAAACAAAUAACUACAACAAGACUGACUGGACGCGCUACAUCCUACCAACAUCAACCAUUUCAGUAUUAAACCAAAAUUCCAAAUAGGCAACAAAAAACGGCAAAAGAAACAAUAUUUUGUCGUUUUUUAUUACUUUUGUGCUGCCUUACCUUUCUUCACGGCUUAUGCAUAUGCAUACAGGUUUGGGUUCGCGUUAGACUGUAUGUGUGUUUUUGUAUCUCUGAAUGCAUAUUUGCGGCUUGUAACCUUUGUGAGGCGCAAGCGCAUCUAAGCUAGCAGAGAGAGAGAGAGUAACGGACUACAAAAACCAAUUCGUGUUUGAUUUUUGGUGUUCAAACAGUAACAUGGCAAACUAAAAACAUACUAAGAGAAAGAAGGCGUAGGCGUUAAUUGAUCAAAAAAAAAAAUCGAACAUUUGUGUUUUGUAAUCGCAUUGUAAAGGACUUAAAGCUAAGCCUUAAGCAAGAACAAAGAAAAAAACUUGUUCAAAAAGAAAUUUUGAAAAUAUUACAAAAAAGCAAAUUAUAACUUAUUAAAACAUAUCCUAACUAAAGUAUUUAAUGUGAAAACAAACAUAAACAACAUUUAUUAACAAACAAAACUCUCAUAAAUCCAUUUAAUAAGUGGAAUAUUUUAUAAAAAAGUGUUCAAAAUAUAUCUUGAAGUUGUCGUUUUUUUUUAAAUACUCAACAACAACAUUAUCCAAUAAUACAACAAUAUGUCAUCAACCUCUUCGGAAUCGAAUUUGAAACACAACCGGGCCUCAUUGGCCACUGAGGAAAGUUCACAUCUUUUAGAAAAGGCAGCCAGCGGUGAAAAAUAUGGCUCACAGAAAGCGGACCAGGAUUCUUUGCUCGACAACAUGGUUCUUGGAUCCACUGAAUCCCCCUCCAGAACCUUUCCGCAAUAUGUGGCAGCCCUAGCAGCCGCUGGUGGAGCCUUUGCUGCCGGUUCUUUGCUUGGUUGGACCUCACCGGCCCAAACACCUUUGACAAAUGGCGAAUAUGGAUUUCCUGUGAGCAAAGCUGCCUUCUCAUGGAUAGGUUCUGCCAUGACUUUGGGUGCAGCUUGUGUCUGCAUACCCAUUGGUUUUCUCAUCAACUUCAUAGGCCGCAAGCUGACCAUGUUGCUGCUGGUGCUACCCUUUACCGUUGGCUGGGCUAUGCUGAUUUGGGCCCAAAAUGUUGAAAUGAUGUAUGCGGCUCGCUUUAUUCUGGGUAUCUCAGGUGGAGCCUUCUGUGUUACAGCGCCCAUGUAUACGGGAGAAAUUGCCCAGAAGGAAAUUCGAGGAACAUUGGGCAGCUUUUUCCAGUUGAUGAUAACCGCAGGUAUCCUCUUUGUGUAUGCCAUAGGAGCUGGACUCGAUGUCUUCUGGAUGAGCGUGGUCUGUGGCAUUUUGCCUUUAGUGUUUGGAGCUAUCUUUGUCUUUAUGCCUGAAUCUCCCACAUAUUUGGUUUCCAAAGACAAGAACGAAGGUGCUAUCAAAUCCAUACAAUGGCUGCGUGGCGAGGAAUACGAUUAUAAAAUGGAAAUUGAAGAACUCAAAGAAACCGAACGUAAAAUCAAAGAGAAUCCCGUAUCCGUUGGCACUGCCCUAAUGCGUCCAGUAACCCUCAAGGCCUUGAGCAUUAGCCUGGGUCUUAUGUUCUUCCAACAGUUGUGUGGUAUUAAUGCUGUAAUCUUCUAUUCAACCGAUAUUUUUGUGGAUGCCAAUACCGGUAUUAAUGCCAAUCUCUCAACUAUUGUUGUUGGUAUUAUGCAAGUGAUCGCCACCUUUGUCUCCGUUAUGGUUGUCGAUAAACUAGGACGUCGUCUCUUACUCUUGGCCUCUGCUUGUGUUAUGGCUCUUUCGACCAUUGCCAUGGGUAUUUACUUCUACAUGCAGGAGAAGGAUGCUAGCUCCGUGGACAACCUUGGUUGGUUACCCGUUUCCAGUUUGUGUGUCUUCAUUAUUAUGUUCUCGAUUGGUUUUGGACCUGUACCAUGGUUGAUGAUGGGCGAAUUAUUUUCAUCGGACAUUAAAGGUGUGGCUGGAUCUAUUGCCGGUACCUCGAAUUGGGUGUUGGCCUUUAUUGUUACCAAGACCUUUGAGGAUUUAAAAGGCGCCUUGGGAGCUGGCCCCACUUUCUGGCUAUUUGCUGGCAUCACCAUUGUUGGAGCUAUCUUUGUGUUCUUCUUUGUGCCAGAGACCAAGGGUAAAAGUUUAAAUGAAAUUCAACGAGAAUUGGCUGGUAACCGAAAUGAACAACCCAGUAGUAUAAAUGCUCUCUAAGAAAGAAAAAGCAUCUAUAAGUUCCAGAUUUUUUGAAUGAAGGAAUUUAAAGACUUUGUAGAUAACAAUGUAGAGAGAGAGAGACAGAAAGAUAGAAGCCAACUGUUUACAAGAAAGACAUGCUUAAAUUUAGUUUACUUGUUAUCAUAAUUGAAACAAACGUUUUUGGUGUUAUAUGUUUUUGGCUACGUUACCCCCCACCAUCUUCUGUGUAACACCUUGUUCAGAAAAUUUUACAAAAAAUCUUUUAUUGUUUUAUUUAAAUUAGUUUAAGCUUUUUUCAUAUGAUUUAUGGCUUAUAAUAUCAUACUUUUCCAAUGUUUGUAUUGGGUUGUGACCAUGAGAGGCAGCAGUUCUCCUAUGGUUAUGGCAUGAUAUAUUGAUAGAAUGGGAUGCAAUUUUAGAACAAAAUUUUAUUGGGUAUCUAUUACCAAAUAUCCCCCCACCAAAUAUAAAAAAAAACUAAAAAAGAAAUUUUUUUUGGCAUAAGUUGGUAUAAAAUGCUCUCUAAUACUUAGAGAAUUCAAAAAUUCAGAUUUGUUGGAACAAACCAUAAGUUGAAUACAUUUUCAAUUUUAUUUAAUUUGAAAUAUCAAAUAUGGUUUUCUAUAGAGCAAAGAAGUACAUAUGGAUAUAGCAUAGUCUAGAUUAUGUUUGCUAUAAACAGUUUAAACUGCUCAACAUUUGGACACUAUGCUUCUAUAUUUGUUUAAAAAAUUCUUCCAAAUAUAAUAGAGAGGAUUUAUACAAAGUUCUUUACGAUCCUUUGAGCUUAAAAGCUUGAUAAGAAAGAAGUACAUUCGCCAUUUCUAAAUUGAAUAAUUAUAGCCAAAUUUACAAAUAUACUAAAACUUCAAAACAUAUCACAAAAUAAUUUAGAAAAACAAAAAAAUAAUACAACAUAUUCUUUAUGUUAUCUUUGAAUAUCACUAAAGUGGGAAAUGAUUAGCAGUAAUGAGCAAAUUCUACGACACUCAAAAAUAAGUAGUAAGCAUUGGUAUGUUCUGGUUAUUAUGAGCAUGUUAAGCAACACAAAAAAAUGAGAAGUAGGAAUAGUUAUGUUCUAAAACACUGAUAAUUAUGAAUUCUCAAAUUGCAAAUGCAAAUUUACCCAUGAUCAUUCCAUUAAGGAACGGGGAUUAAUUCCCAAAUUACAACUUUUUUUACCAGAAGUGUUACUUAGUGGCUAUUUAUCAUUGAAUUACAACAACAAAGUUAUGAUUCUACUACUCAUAUGUCGGGCCUAUUCCCGGCGUCGUUUUUCCUUCGCUUUUGGAAACAACUUGAGUUCAUUACUUCAAAAAGAGAACAGAAUAGAAUAAAUCUGUCUGCUACUUUGAUUAAGUAGUAUGCAUCUAUAUGUGGACCCCUGAAUAUUUCAAAUUUACCAGAUGCUUUCUGUUCUACAUAUUUCUUGCAAAUUGUAUUUAUAUAGAAAUGCCAUGCCCUAUACGUUGUAUCAAUUUCGCAUUGUUUAAACUGCAACAAACCUAUAAAUUGAUUUUUACAUUAAAAUCUAAGUUUUAUUGUGUCCUAAACCAAUUUAAAUUUUGUUUGUAACAAAGGCCUGCGCAAGAGCAUUCAUUGGCGACUGUUUUACUGAAGACCGAAACACUGAAGACGGUGUAAAACGCACAAGUUACUGUUGGGUAGAUAAUUUUGAAAAACAACUCUCCUUUACUGCUUGAUAGUAUUUUUAUUUUGAAUUCAUCGCCGCUGCAGUGACAUAUAAGAAAUAACUCACUGCACACUUAGUCAUAGUAAAGCGUCUCGCUGUCAUUUUUAAAAGAUGAACUAAAAAACCUAUGUGUGUGUGUUUACCCAUGCUUUUGUCAAAUAAGCCACGUUGCCUUCGUACGAAUUUGGUACUACGAAAGCAGACGACAAGAAAAAUACCUUGUCUGAAGCAAAAUGUACCCGAAUAAAUCCAUUGUACAACAUGCACUUACUGAAAUCUGAAUCAAUCUUUCUUUUUGCAUUCACUCAUCUCGUUGUCUUCGUGUCUUGUUAUCUGUUUUUAUCUUUUUAUCGAUUUUUAUACCACCAAAAGAUGAAUAUAAACUUUAGAUUCAUCUUUUGGUUGUAUAAAAACCAAAUAUUUUUCAACUCCAUAUGUACUUCUUUCUCUACAAAAUACCCCCGCCCUGUUCAUCAUGCGGUACAACAAAAAAGAAUAAAACGCAUUCUAGAAUUAUGUAUUUCAUAUAUUAAUAAGUGUAUAAAUGUUAUUCUAAAAAUAUUAUGUAAUGUAAUCAAGAAUUUAUUGUUUAAUAUUUUUAUUAUAAUUUUAAAAUUAUUGUUAAACAUCUCGUUUUAAUUUCUUUUUUGCCUACAAUUACAAUUUAUGCGUAUGUGUGCUUAUUGUUGUUUGUUCAAAUCAAAGCCCUAAAAUUACUAUAUCCUCAUGAAUCGUUUAUAUUAAUUUCUUUAAAUCCGUAGAAACCCCCCAAAAGAAAAAGACUGAAAUAUUUUUGUGAAACAUUGCAUUUGAUGUUAUUGCAUUUCUUUACAUGUUACCUUUAGGGGUUUUCGAGGUUACUAUGUCAAUGAUAUUCUUAUAAAAAUCCAAGUUGAAUUUUUGUAACAUUUGUAAUCACAUAAAUAAAUUUUAUAAUAUAAUAUGAUUUUAGGGUAGUUGAAAGGAAAUGUAAAAUUAAUACACUGUAGAUUAAAUUUUGUUUUUUGAUUGACACGUUUUGAGGCGUUCCUUUGAAAAUUUCCGUAAUAAAGAAGAUGAGAUGUCACUUUCUUUGACAUUUCAUAUGACAUUUGUCAAAUUAAAUUUUUCGUACAUAUCAAAUGAUGGGUAAAACUUUCAGAUUUGUUAAUUAUAAAAUUACAUAUGAAAAGACUUAUCGUGUAAUAGCAGCUUUACAAGAGGAAGAAAAACAUCUGUUCGAUGCUGCAAAUUGCUGCUAAGAAAAAACCUCCAGCAAGUUCCCAAUGACCGAAAUAUCAAAAUGUUGCUAGCUCUCACGCACUCUCCUGCUGGCAAGUAAAGUUCGCGAACGACUUCCAGCAACAAUUUGUGCAAAUUUGCCCACCUUUAACAUAUCAAACUAUUUCUCUAUGUCUCAUAUCGUACAUGUAAACAAAACUCACAGUUGCUUUGUCUGAAAAUUUUUCAUAUAUACCAAAUUUGAACUCAGCAGUGUACCUGUAUACAAACUUUACAUUGUUACAUGCUUGAAGUCAGCCAUUUUUACGGAGUUAAUUUUUCAAUUCUAAUGUUUCCGUAUAUGUCGAUAUUGUUAUUGGAGACUAUUCUAUUAAUUCAUUAAAAAUAAGAGUUAAAGGUGUUCGGAGAGAAAAAAGACAUUCAGGCCCCUGGGUCAUGCGUAGCUAGCGUAUUUUUUAUUUACUUUCAAAAUCAUGUCAUAAAGGUACCGCAUAGAAUUCAACAUUAUGAAUGAACCACAGGCCACUCCUGGUUCCACUAUACCCCAAUUUGGGAUGCCCGAUUUGUCACUACUCUCAAAGAACUGUUGUUGGAAUCCUAUUUUAUUUCGAUCGGCCAGUAUGUCCAUUUAAGGGAGAUUUUUUUUGGGUGGGGGCACACUUAUUCCAAGUUUGGAUGUUAGAUUCGUACUGACUCAGACUCACGUCUAUUCUUUGAAUAUUUUGGAGCUGGUGGACAGGGAAUAAAGUUAUCAGCGCCAUGGGUCAUUCACUGAUUCACAUUAUUUAAUUUGUUAUCAACUUUCAAAAUCACGUAACAAAGGUACCCCAUCGCAUAAAACAUUGUGAAAGAGGCACAGUUAACCCUAGGUUCCGUUAUACCCCAAUUCAGGACGCCAGAUUUGUCAAUACCUUCACAGAACUGCUAUUGGAGCCCUAUUUUGUCCCCAUAGUCCAAUAUGUCGAUUCAGGGCAUUCUUUAGGCUUGGGCACACUCAUUCCAAAUUGGGAUAUUCAAUUCAUACUCUUCUCCCACAGACUUUUCUUUGAAGUACGAUAUUGUCCCGAUUGGCCUAAAUGUCCGAUUGGUUGAUAUUUCGAAAUAAGGCAGACACCUAUUCUCUAAUACCAAGGGUUGAAUUACCUAAGAAGUGAAAUCCUUUAAAUUCUUUAUUGGACGAGAAUUUUGGAAAUUUAACAACAUGAAAGUUUAUAUCAAUUAUAAUAUAUACAUAACAAUUUUGACAUUAAAAUGAGAAUAAAAGUCGUAUAUCAUUAAUUGAAUACGAGAUAAAAUUUCGUUCGAUAUGAAUGUGUAAGAUAUGUACUUUACUCUCAAAAACCUUUUGUUUGAGUCCCAUAUUUUGGGCAAAUCCACAGAUACUUAUUACUUAUAUAGUAUAAAAUUCCUAUUCUACUCUCAAAUAUCGUUUAUCUGAAUCCUAUAUUGUCCCAAUAGUUCUACUUAUCCGUUUGGAUUUGGUUUUUUGGGUUUGGGGGUAGGGUGGCUCCCAGACUUUUGGUGCCAGAAAAAUACCAUUAAAAAUAUUCUGGCAAUUGGUUUGGAGGAUUAUAGGUUGUCCGGGUUUUAGGUUUUAAAGACUUUUCAUUUCUCUCAUUUUGUCUCGAAUGGUCUACUUUUCAUGUUGGUGGUUUUUUGGGUACGGGCCGGCGCUUAGGUACUUAGUCGCUAAUAUUCGUAGCAGAUUCUUACUCUAAUUGCAAAUACCAUUUUGAUUGAAACCCAUAUUACCCAAAUCGGUAAACAUAUUCAUAUAGGGGUUUUUGAAUUUUCGGACGGCCUUAUAUACCUUCCAUUUGAUACCCAUAUUCCCCAAAUCAGUAAAUAUCAUCUUUUGGGGGGUUUCGGUUCUUGGGACGGCCACCAGACACUUGAAUCUAAAUGCUUAUGCCAUCUACUCUUGAAUACCUUUCAAUUGUUAUGUUAGGUAAGAUCUAGAACAAUCAAUACUGCAUAAAAAAUGAAUUCAAUUUUUAUUGUCGUGUUCUGCAGCAACUCAAAAUAAGUAGCACGAAUAGAUAUGUUCUAGAACAAAAGCUCCCAGGAACAACUGGGAGGAAAAAAUUCAUUUCAAAAACUAUCGAUUAGUUAAUUGACAUGUUCAGCAACAAUUAAAAGCUUCAUAAAAGAAAGUUUUUAAAAUUUUAAACAUUAGAAUUUAAAAUGACCAGGUAAAUGGAAGUUUUAAAGUAAUUAUAUAAAGGAAUUUCUUAGAUUUUUUUCAGCAAAAAUUCCAGAAAACUGCAAUGUCAACAAUUUUCCGUUUCCCUUUCUUAUCAGUCAAAUGGCCUCACUAUAAAGCACACAUAUGCAAAACAAAACUUGUUUUCCAUCAUUUUUUAAAAUGUUUCAUUUUAAUAAAAUAAUUUGUUGAAACAAUUUUCUUUUUAAAUCUUAUAAGCAAAUUUAAAGCGCAAAACAGCAUUGUUACCAUAUUUUUCAAAAAAAAACAAACAAGCAAUAUCAAAUAAUUUAUUUAACAUGUUUUGUGUUAAAAUUUUUGAAAACAUAUACCUAUGGAAAAAUCAUGCACAUUCAUAUAUGUUAAUUAUAAAUACAAAUUAAUUCACACAAAUUGUCAAAGUUGUAAACACCUAUUCAGAAAGCAUUUAAAGAAUAUUUGUUAUUAAAAAAUUUAAAAAUGAUACCAUAUACAUAUAUUAUAUCCAAAUUCCCAAAUAAUUUCUGUUAAAAAAAAUUUUAUUUCAAAUUAGUUGUUCAACAUACACAAUAUAUUAAUUUAUUUUUUUUUAUCAUUUUAGUUUAUAAGACAGUAAGAAAAACAAAAUAAAAAGUUCUACAUUUGGUUUACAACAAGCAAAUAUUUUGUUUUUUAUGUCUAUUAUUAUUAUUUACACAUCACAUUGAAUAUAUUUUGUAAAACAUAUAUAUCUAUUUAAAAAAUGUUUUAUAAAAUAAAUUUUAUAUUUUAUACAUCACUCUAAAACAAAAACACAAUACUGAGUUUCAUUAAAUUUUUUUGUUUAUAUAUUUAUACUUCAAUUUUGUUGUAUUGUAUCGGCUAUAGGUCCAUUAAAAUAUAAAUAUUUAAUGUUUUUUCUUUUAUUUCAUUCCAAUGUUAGACUCCAUCUACCAUUUUCAGGGCAAGAUGGAUUAAAACAAAAAACAAAAAAACGCAAACUUUAGUAAAAGCGAAUCACACAAUAAAAACAGAAAUACAAUAAGAA
Molecule: messenger RNA, 8603 nt
Organism: Stomoxys calcitrans (stable fly)
Lineage: Eukaryota; Metazoa; Arthropoda; Insecta; Diptera; Muscidae
Gene: nebu
Product: facilitated trehalose transporter Tret1-2 homolog
Exons: 4
Coding region: 942-2495 (517 amino acids)
Biological process (GO): transmembrane transport; carbohydrate transport
Cellular component (GO): membrane
Molecular function (GO): sugar transmembrane transporter activity
Source: RefSeq, a predicted model, not a curated record